GCCUAGUACCUUGUCAGUAAUUUGGUAGAAAAUGUCACUUCCUCGAUAGGCAGACAGGCUCGCAGACAGGCACUCGCUAUCGGAGCGACAGUAUUUGCUCUUGCUCGUAGUCGAAACUGAAUUGGGCAUUACUUGCGGAUAGUUCGGUUUUGUUUGAUAUUUAGAACUAAUUGAAGUGACAAGUGGUUUCAGAAGUGAAUACAAUAUUUUCAAAAAUAAGGAUAUAAGAUACAAUCUGUAAUAUAUUUGUAACUGUCUAAGCAACAUAACUUGUACCCCAAACUUUAUGACGCUUCGGGAAAUUACUGAUUAUUGAAAUGUCAUUUUAAUUUUUUUUAUUGAUAUUGCCUUUUAAUAAUAAUCUUUUUUGGAGUUAUAUUUCUCUUACUCUUUAAAAUGUGUUCACUGCGGUGGUGUGGUGUUGCCUUUGUGCUUGUUGGGAUUGUUGUCCAGGGCUCGGAAGGACAGAACUCCACCUUGAAUGACACGGAUAUUCCAAGCACCAGAAAAUUGCUGAUAGAAAACCUGUUUCUCCGCUACGAUGCCCGGAUUCCACCAACAACUAGUAAAGGUUCAACAAAUGUUACGGUCCAGCUGUUCAUCCUGAGCAUUGACUCCAUAAGUGAAACCAACAUGGACUUUUCAAUCAGUAUGUUUUUACGCCAACGCUGGUUCGACAAGCGUUUGAUGUACACACCGAGGGCAGAUAUGGUUCGACUGGAGAUGGACUCGGCGUCAAUAGCACGUGUCUGGGUGCCGGAUUUGUUCAUGCCUGCCGAGAAAAGUGCGCACGUGCAUCACGUGACCGUUCCAAACAAGCUUAUGCACAUUUACCCGGACGGCACUAUACAAUAUAGUCUCAGGAUGUCAGCAACAAUCAAAUGUAACUUUGACCUCCGCAAGUUCCCAUUGGAUAGUCAGCACUGCAUGGUGGAAAUGGAGAGCUACGGAUACACAACGGACACGAUGAGGUUUGAGUGGGCGGGACUGGAUCCCAUCAGUCACAGUCCGGGCCUUGCCAUCUCUCAGUUCACCCUCAACGAGAUAUCGACUAGCCAAUGCGACAAGCUAUACUACGGUGUCGGGUACUCCUGUGUGCGGUUUGACAUUUCAAUGGUGCGCAGCAAGGGUUACUACAUCACCCAGGUUAUCAUCCCCAGCUACUUGAUCGUGUUCCUUUCAUGGGUCUCAUUUUGGCUCGACAUUGACGCAGUUCCUGCAAGAAUAUCUCUUGGUCUUCUCACAGUCCUCACCAUGACAACACAGAGUGCAGGAGCACGCAACAACCUACCCAAAGUAUCCUACUUGAAAGCGAUCGACGUAUGGAUGGCGGCCUGUUUACUGUUCGUAUUUUUGGCCCUGGUACAAUUUGCGUACGUCAAUGUUCUGUCGCGUGUUCAAAAGCGGCGUCAACUUAAACCCGUGGCCGGUAAAAUAGCCCUUGGUACGCCAAUGUCUGCCGACGACUCUAUACCUCCCAAUGAGGACAUCGAGGCAAACAACACAACUGAAGACAAGGGUGCCCGAUUGUUCGGCGUGGUACGUCGAGCUCAACUCCAGCCUGUGGUCAGUAAAAUAGCCAUCGGUACACCACUGCCUGUCGACAACUCUUUACCUCACAAUGGGGACGUUGAGGCCAACGGCAAGAUGGAUGACAAGGGUGCCCGAAUAUACGGCAUGGUUCGUCGAGCUCAGAUGAGGUUUGGGCGCCUGGUAUCCGCGGACCGCGAGAAAGCGCGCAACAUUGACCGCAUCUCCAGGACCCUGUUUCCGGUCGCCUUCUUUCUAUUCAACCUUGUAUACUGGUGCGUCUAUAUUUUCUGGGAGCCUGUCACUCCGGCAGAGUGACGGCGCGGGCACGAAGUGUAUCUCAAGCCCUCAGAAGUGUACACAAAAGAGACGUGUCGGGUUUGCUUUUGUUUCACUGAACCCAGAACAGAAACUUGGAGAACAGCAAUGAAAUCACAACGUAGUUGCAGGAUUAAUGAGCACAAGAGUACCAUACAAACUUGAUAACUCCAGCUGUUAACACAUUGCCAACUUUGGAGAAAUCCGCUGAAGCGAAAGUGCCUAUAGAGUUAUAUAGGGAAAAUAUGGUUAAACAGUUCUCACGACUUAGUCUUUCAACAGAUUAACUUACUUCCUACAUAUAUGUUAGGAUAAUUCUUGCCCUUGAAGAUGAUGGUUUUGUAUUAAUUGUAUGAUUUUUUACAUUUUGGUCCUUUUUAAGGGUUUUGUUGGUCAUGAAAAGUUACAUUGAAAUAAGAAGGAGCUUAAAAUUGUUUUGCUAUUUAGUUAUAAUAGACAUCUGAUCGCUUAGCUUCCAACGGAUUACGUUGCAGAAUAUUUUUCUCUUUCAAAUGCACUUUUCGAAAUAAUGAAUUUAUAAAUAUAUUUUGGUCCUUUUUGAACAUUUAUGUAAAAUUUGUAGAAAAUCGAUGCCCCAAAAUUGUGUAUUCAACUGUACGAUAAUGGUUUUAUGGCCCACCCCGCGGCGUAUUCAAAGCAGGAUAGAAUUAAUCCAUCGGCAAGGUUAUGACACUGGGAAUGACAUGUGUAUCGAAGAUUGUCAUUUAUAGCAAUAAAAUUAUUCCAUAACCAUUUCGGAUUUUUUUCCUUUUAUCAUUAUUAUAAAAGUGAAAUUAUAUAUGAUACUCGAUUAUUCAUUUACAUUAGUAGUUAAGAAAUGUCAUAUAUUGUUCUUGUGUAUAAAACAAAGUAAUAUAUUUAGCAAAAGUUAUUCCCAUUUUUAACCUCAACACGAUUACAGACCGUUAAAACGUAACACUUUUCUUAUAAAAUAUUAAUGUUUCAAGUUUCAUUGGCAAUUUUGGAAAUACAUAUGGGCUAUGAAAUAUGUUAAAUAAGGGUAUUCAAAGAUAAUUAUUUACAUAUCU
Molecule: messenger RNA, 2897 nt
Organism: Mya arenaria
Lineage: Eukaryota; Metazoa; Mollusca; Bivalvia; Myida; Myidae
Product: glycine receptor subunit alpha-4-like
Exons: 11
Coding region: 397-1848 (483 amino acids)
Biological process (GO): nervous system process; chloride transmembrane transport; chemical synaptic transmission
Cellular component (GO): neuron projection; synapse; membrane
Molecular function (GO): extracellular ligand-gated monoatomic ion channel activity; neurotransmitter receptor activity; chloride channel activity
Source: RefSeq, a predicted model, not a curated record